Molecule: messenger RNA, 1635 nt
Organism: Mycena indigotica
Lineage: Eukaryota; Fungi; Basidiomycota; Agaricomycetes; Agaricales; Mycenaceae
Exons: 4
Coding region: 1-1635 (544 amino acids)
Source: RefSeq, a predicted model, not a curated record
AUGAAGUCCCUUCCAUGCCCUGGCUUGACCUGCGAAUCCAACCCCAAGAUUGCGCGGUAUUUGAUGCGGACAUCUGCUUCUGGUGGUGGUGCACCAUCACGCCUUCGAAUUGCGUUGGAUCUUUUCGAGACUCGUUGGAUUUCCCUCAACAAGGAACAGCAACGUAUGGUGCUACGACGCGAGAAUAGCCUUCAGCAAUGGAAGAAUUCUCACUCUCUUGGUUCCGUCUUUUCUGGGUCAUGUUUGCGGAAUGUGGAUACCGCAGACAAUAGCUUGGUCAAGCCUUGUCUACCAUGCAAUGAGCUUCGCCGGCUCCAUACUUUCCAAGUAGCGAUUAAUCGGCCCAUGCCGCAAGAACGUGACAUGAAACAUGUUCCAAAAACCUAUCGCAGUCCUGAGCUCGGGGCGUUGUAUCUCAAGUACCACGGCCUUCGGGAACUGAUGGAAAAUAACGAUGGGCGGUCAUACUUUCUCAAAUUCGCUCAAGGCUGUCUUGAUGGCUCUUACGACUCCGAUAUUCUCCCUGGCAUGGUCAAAGCAAUGGUCAUUAAGCAAACCCGUAUUCAACAGGGCAAAACCCUCAAGAAUAUGAAGUAUCCACCCGAAUUCGACCAGUUUUGUGAUCUUCUUGCAUCAUUAUCACCCUGCACCUAUCGCACAUUCCAAAAGACAUUUGGUGGUCGGGGAAUACGUAGCAUUCGAGAUGUUCGGUCAAAGCUUCCUCAAUUUGCUCCUGGUAUUGUCGGUGCAAAUAUUGAACGGAUCGUUGACAUACUAUUCAAACUGGGUUAUUCUGGCCCUCUAGCCCUCUCCUGUGAUGACACUGCGCUCGAGCCCGCAAUAUCGAUAUAUCAAGAAACGAAGGAUACAUGCUUAAUUCUCGGAUCCAUCAAUGGUCCAAUUCGUGUCGGCGCAAAUGAUGACCUUGAUCUUGUCAUGCAAACCGCUCAACUACAAAAGGCAGAUAAGCUUCGUCUUUGGCUUUUAUCUGUGCUGCUCCCGAAGAUUCCUCCUAUUGUUGUUGCUGCGGUUGCUCGUGGCUCGUCUGUUCCAUCUGAACGACUUGCUGCUAUGCACCAAGAAGUCCUCAACUUACUCCAUGGAGUGGGCAUUCAUCCGACCUCACUUGCUGCCGAUGGUGCUGAUAUCGAACGAUCCGCACAGCGAGUUAUUGCCCAGUCAACAUCUGAUCACCUUCUGUUCUGCAUUCCCAACAUCGUCCCUGGAUGUAGUCUCGACUACAAGGUCCCGCUGGCCUAUGGUGCCUAUCCAUUGGUGACCACUCAGGACUCGAAACACGCCGCAAAGACCGCACGAAAUCAAAUAUAUUCUGGUGCACGUUUGCCUACACUUGGCUUUCAUACCGUACAUUAUUCCAUGAUUCGGGACAUUGCCGAAGAUCCCGAAUCGCCAUUGCUGUCUCAAGAUGUGAAGGGGCUUGAUCGACAAGAUGAUCGAGCUGCUGCUCGUCUUUUCACUUCUGCGACAAUCGAGUUUGUAUCCAAAAACAUCCUGAUCGAUAUGGCCUCGCGUGUUAUCUGUUCGUUCUUGGGGAACUUAUCGAUGCAUGGCAGAAUCGUGGUAUCUCUCAUCGCGAACGUAUCAAAAUGGCUAUUCGAGCUCGGUUUUUCCUGA